CACAAAACAUAAUUGAAAGAGCAAAUCAUAGUUAACUGUGCAAAACAAAGUAAAGCACAUGUUCUGCGAAAGACACGGAGCUUUUCAAAAGAAUGUAUUUUCUAGCAUUCUCACAAAGAGAUCCAACAUUUCCCAGAUUUCCACUUCAAGGCUAUUGGUUGAAUAUUGUAAUCUUUGCUCAAAUGGAAACAUCACAUCACAAAGGUUCCCUUGCAGCGAUGAGAGAUGCCAAUGCAGAAGAACAAUCAAAUCUUCCUACUCCCGGGAUGGUUUGUUUCCUGCCGGACGCUGACAAUCAACAUGCCAAUUCGGCGGACAAAAUCCAACAAGAGAAGAUUGCAUUGGCUGCUGUAACCGUUUCCGCCGAAACGAGUUCCUACUCAUCUGCAUCCGAGCGCAGCAGCACCAGCAACGGGGAAACCGGCGAUAGCGAUAUCACGCUCAACGACAUUGAAUCGUACACACGUUUCGAAAACGAUCUCAUAUCGAUCAGCUCAGACAUGGCGCAAAGCAGCCAACCGCUAAGGAAACGUUUACCGCCGGCCAAAAAGCGAAAGUACGAUUACGUUGAAUCCAAGGUGAAGCAGUACUUUAAACCACCAACAAAAUGCCGCUCCAAGCAGGCACAGUCGCAAUAG
Molecule: messenger RNA, 638 nt
Organism: Anopheles merus
Lineage: Eukaryota; Metazoa; Arthropoda; Insecta; Diptera; Culicidae
Exons: 2
Coding region: 93-638 (181 amino acids)
Source: RefSeq, a predicted model, not a curated record